AUGUACCGGUUAACAGCCCAACUGUAUCGGAUCCUUCUUCUUUUCGACCACCACGUGACGCAUACGUCCUCUAUGCUGCGUGUUCGAUUUCCCGCUGCCAUAAGGGACUGCCCUCGUCGAAUUCUCUGUGUAUCUCGGCUACAGAAACAAAUACUCCGUCGGUACUUGAAUGGUCCUGGACUUCAACUGAACCAAAACGACGACGAUCCGCUACGGUCAUGGGUCACGGAAACAUACGUCAAACCCAUAAGGCCUAUCACAGCCCAUUCUUUAGGAACCUUGCCUCCGGAGCCUACUGAGGCAAGAGCCAAAAUGGUCCCGACCCAGAAAGAGCUGGAAAAGUUUAUGCCCAACCUUGUGCGCUUUGGUUGGACCGUUCGCUCCCUGUCGAGACACACCGAAUUUGGCUGGACUCUGCACAUGGCGUACCCGUUUUCGGAUUAUGCAGCGAUGAUCUCUUUUGUUGGUCUGGUGGGUGGUGUCGCGAAGGAUGAAAAUCACCACCCUAAAACAUUAAGCUGCACAGAGAACACGCUUGAAUUGGAGCUGUAUUCCACACAAGUAACCCGUCAUCCCUCUGAUGAAUUCACCGGCCGGUGCUUCACGGUCAAAGAUAUGCGCUUCGCAUACCGCGUUCAACGACAUUAUCUCUCUAGAUUUGGCGUCACGACGGCAGACCUUGACGCGCGGUACCCACAAGUGCGACAGCAUACAGAAUACAUCAAGUCUGGUCUCCUGAGGAAAGCCAUCCAUUAUCAUUGGCAUGGAGGGCAGGGGAACCUUCGUUAUAUUGCAGCUUGCUCGGCGUGCUAUAACCCUGAUCAUAAGCUCGACAGUUGUCCCCAAAGGCAUGAAAUACCACCGAGAUACCCUUGUUCAGAGUGCGGGGAACCUCACUGGAGAGUCGAUUGUCCUCAUCUACCCAAGGAAUCCACCCAAGGUUUUGCCGUUCGUUUCAUUGACAGGAAAAUGACCCAAAACGAAAAUUCAGUUCCAGGGCCACCCAUGCCCAUUGCACGGAAGAUUCACGACGUGAAUACUACUCUCAACGAAUUCAGUGUCCUGUUAACAUGGGCGCCGAAAGUCGGGGAGCUCCUCGUCGAAACACGUCCGAGUGGAGACCCGCUUGGUCCUUCAGUUGUCUGGACUUUUUAG
Molecule: messenger RNA, 1155 nt
Organism: Guyanagaster necrorhizus
Lineage: Eukaryota; Fungi; Basidiomycota; Agaricomycetes; Agaricales; Physalacriaceae
Exons: 5
Coding region: 1-1155 (384 amino acids)
Biological process (GO): tetrahydrobiopterin biosynthetic process
Molecular function (GO): 4-alpha-hydroxytetrahydrobiopterin dehydratase activity
Source: RefSeq, a predicted model, not a curated record